Molecule: messenger RNA, 984 nt
Organism: Cyprinodon tularosa
Lineage: Eukaryota; Metazoa; Chordata; Actinopteri; Cyprinodontiformes; Cyprinodontidae
Product: coiled-coil domain-containing protein 81-like
Exons: 6
Coding region: 126-710 (194 amino acids)
Cellular component (GO): centrosome
Source: RefSeq, a predicted model, not a curated record
UGAGCUCAAUGAGUUAUUUACUGUCACAGGUAGAUGCUUCGGUCGGAGUGUAAGUGUUUGGGCCAGCAUGGUUUAAGGGGGGCCGGCCCUCGGAUGUUUAAAUAUAGGACCGGCCCACCGCCCAAAUGCCCGGUAUCACAGAUUACCAGUCCAAGCCUGAGCAGUACCAUCUUCUCACAGAGCGCCUCAACCAGAUCCAGCAGAUAAAGUUGAUGGCUCUGCAAAAAGCUCAGCAGUUCCAACAGAAACAGGAGAAAACUAGGCUUAACAAGAAGGCUCUGGACACCCAGGUGGUGAAUAAGGUUUCUAUGGGAUCUCCUGACUACCAGCCAGACAAACCAAGGUUAACUCGUUGCGAAACAGCAACCCGGAUGGCAGAGAGUCGAGAGAGAGCAAAAAAGGUGUCUCAGGAGAAUCUCAGCGUUGCUACUCAGAGAAAUAAGGAAGAGAUGCAGAUCCGUCAACUUCAGCUGGAAAAAGAAAGGGAAAUGCUCCAACGCACAAAAACAGAGAUGAUUCAGGAUAAAACAAAUCACUUUGAAAGGAAGCGUAACAUCCGAAAGUCGCUUGAGGACGAGUGGAAUCGAAGCGUGGAGCUCAAACACCAACGAGAAGAAGAGGAGAGGCUAUUCCUGAGGUCUGCAGGGCAGCUCCUGGUAGAUAAGUUUGAAGAAUGCAGACGCUGCUCCGACCAGUUGUGGAGAAACUAACAUAUGGGUGGACUCUCUCUACUUUUCAAGUUCCCAUAUUCAUUUGAUUAAAUUUAGAAUUUGAGAAAAAUACCAGCAAUGCAAUAAUGUUAUCUUUCCUUUUCUAUUCUUCUAUAUUUUGUGUCUUUCCCCCCCCCAAAAAUAAACUGCUCUGCCCUAGGUUUUUUUUUUUAAGUGUUAAAGGUUCAAGGAACUUUUUCUAAAUGACAUUUGAUGGUUGUGAGGUGUAUUAUCAAUGCUGAGUUCAGUGUUAAUAAACACAAAAAUAAAUGUG